Messenger RNA from Daphnia pulex (common water flea), 4079 nucleotides. It is a transcript of the gene spir, whose product is annotated as protein spire homolog 1-like. Bases 429 to 3107 code for a protein of 892 amino acids. Gene Ontology annotation, biological process: intracellular transport; actin nucleation; cleavage furrow formation. NCBI's taxonomy places the organism in Eukaryota, Metazoa, Arthropoda, Branchiopoda, Diplostraca, Daphniidae. Gene Ontology annotation, cellular component: cytoplasmic vesicle membrane; cell cortex. Gene Ontology annotation, molecular function: actin binding. The transcript has 14 exons. The record is from RefSeq and is a predicted model, not a curated record.
UGUGCGGGGGCUGGGUGGGUGAAUCGGUUCAGUUGCCUUGGAGCCGAAUUCGAGCAGUAGAUACCGAGCUAGCUUCGAGUGCAAAUGGCGUAUGACGGGCUCUCGUUGGACGUUUGGUGCAGCACAUCGUUCACAGUCACAGUCGCAGACUCCUUUUUUCGCUUCUGUUUACAGCAGCCGCACGUUUGACAGGACAUCACAUCUUCUUCUUUCAGUUUGUGUAGGCCAGCUGCACUGCACAGGGCAUCAACUCUCAUCGAUUUCGUGUGCCUAUGUGUGUGUGAGAUUGGUGUUGUGUAGGUGCAUGGUGCCGGUUUUAUCGGAAAAAUUGAAUCGGCUGAAAAUUCAGUGUGUUACAGUGUGUAGUGUGUGUGUGAUCGGCGGCGUGGUGGUGGUGGUGGUGGAAGCAGGAAAAAAUAGGAUCAAAGAUGGCCGCCCGGUGGACAUCUUCUUCGUCGACGUCUGCGAAGAAUGAGAAAUUCCAGCACACGAAACUGGACGAAAGCAAGGAAUCGCUCAGCUUGUUGUCGAUCCUCCGGGCGUUUGAUGGUCCGGUGACUGAAGAACGAGCCUGGGCAAUUCUUUACCAGUCGGCCAAGACGGGCCUUCAGUGUUUCAACAGUGCCAAUCCUCCUCCUCCUCCUCCUACGACUUCUCGUCACAACAACAACAACCAACAACAGUCUCACCAACAGCAUGCCAACAACAACAUUCACAACUUAACGGAUAAAAGUGAAAACGAGGUGAUGAAGUGCGUCGUCGUCGGUGAAACUUCUCACCUCUGGAUUCAUCGCGACGGUCACGUUCACCCGCACUCGUUCCAGGAGGCCGCCGAUUCCAUCGAAGCUGAAAGGCGGACGGUAGCCGAGUGUCAAUCACAGUUGGUCUCGGGACUGGGCUGGGCCCUCUACGAGGCGCUGGACUACGGCUGCAAACAAAACGAGCAGAACAUCCUCAGUCCCGACCUGGAGCAAAUGAUUGACUUCCUCACGUCGGCCGAUGAAGGUGAAUGCCAGUCGGCCGAGGAUGAAGGCAUCGAACAGGAUUCCGGUGAAGCCGAAGAUUCUGCAGCGGCGGCGGCAGCAGCUUCCGUCUCUUCCACAUCGACGACUUCCUCUUCCAGCGCCUCUGCCGCCGUCGCUGCGGCUGCUGCUGCCGCCUCCGCGAUGACGUCAUUAUCGCACGUCAUGGAUCGGUGUCGCAUGCAAAUCAGCAGCACAGCUUCGUCGAACCAGGCGGACGCCCAUUUUCGAGCCGUUUGCCGCGCCCUCGUCGCCGAGACGCUCGAGUUUUCAGACUUUCUCGUCAAAGUCUCAUCAGCACCUGAGGAUUGGCGGGAACUGAGAAACAACAAAUCCGAAACCCAUUCGCAUGAGCUGACGGAACUCCAUCUGGCCGACUGGGCGAAAUUGUGGGUGCAGGUGAUCCGUCAGCUGCGUAACGGGGUAAAGUUGAAGUCGGCGUCGGGAGGCGAAAGCGCCCGCAAACCGUACGAAUACGAACUGACGCCCUACGAGAUGAUGAUGGAUGACAUCCGAUCGAGACGCUACAAAUUGCGUCAGGUCAUGGUGGAUGGGACCAUUCCGCCCCGCGUCAAGAAAGACGCACACGCCGUCAUCCUGGAAUUCAUCCGAUCUCGCCCACCUCUCCGCAAGGCGUCGGAGAGGAAGCUGAGGCCGCUGGCUCGUCGUGUUUCUACGCCGGUCGAGUUGCUCAUGGAGUCGAUCCGGCAGCACGAUUCCAAGGAAUUGAAGCCCACUCGAUGCCUCCUGGUCAACCGAACAGAGAAUGUGACGGCCACGAUCCUGACGCCAACGAAGCGGAAAUUAUUGAAAGCCGAUCAUUUGCACGACGAACUGGAAGAGGAUGAAGACCUGGAACUGCCGCCUCCGUCGCCACCCAGACGCUACGACUACAUGGCGGAUCCGUUCACGUCGUGUUCCAGAUCGGAAUCGUCGACUCCCCUCAACUCCAAAAUGGAUUGUAGACGUCGAGACCACUCUGGCAUUCCACUCCAUCAUCAACGAGACGAGUCGCCGUCGAGGAGGCACAGUCUCACCGUCCUGCCCCCACCUCUCACAAGGACCGUCAGCAAUCCUUUCCUCAAGAGGCAUUCACAAAUCAGUUCCUACGGCCGCAAAGGGCCCGAUCCCCGAAUGACUUUGAAUCCAGCCAACCUUUCAAGCGAUCAGCCGGGAUCGUUGCCCUGCUCGGGUCCGUCUUCGUCGACUUCAUCGUCCUCUGCGUCGCUUCACUCGCCGCCCGGCUCGCCGACUCACGCCGGCCACCUUCAGGAUGAUUUCGUCCGCUCGAAGGAAUUCCAGCAAGUCGUCCAGGGCAAAUUGGUCACGUUGGAAGAGCUGGUCCACAUGAGACGGGUCUUGACGGCCGCAUCGCUCGACAACCUGCCACUAGACUCGUCCAUCAAGGAUGACGUCACCAACGGAAAGGUUUGCUUCGUGUGCCGAAAGACUCGCUUCUCCGUUUUUGGCUCGUGGUGGCACAACUGCAAACUCUGCCGACAGACCAUCUGCACCAAAUGCUGUACCAAGAUGAGGAUCCCGUCGGACCAGUUUGAUACGAUCGAUGUGUCAGAGGUAUCUUGGUACCGUGGAGCCAACUCUGACAAAUUGGAGCAGCAGUCGCCGGCCGUCACGUCCUCUCUCUUUUCGGCUUUUCAAUUGAAAUUGCCGCAGUUCCGCAUCCGCUCGCCCAACAACGUUGGAUCGUCUAGCAACGGAGUCGACGGCUGCGAGAGCUCCGAGUCGACGCCGACGUCGCCGGUGCUCGCCCGUCACGGCUCGGAGAGACGCAAACAGACGCUGGCGCAGCCUCCGCAGAAAUUCUCUCACCAGACACUGUCUCGCCAUCAAUCUUUGUCAGCCAACAACACUCCCGUCAGAAAGUUGCUUUCGGCUCAAGCUUCCAUCGGUCCGUCGCUCCAACUGCCGCAGCAGCAGCCAACCCACAAGAAAUCGUCGUCGUCGGGUAGUGACUGCUACGUCUGUCGGGAUUGUCAGACGUUGAUUGAAAAUAUCAUCUACAACCCGGUUCACACUGUGACGCAUUGUGACCGGGGUCCUUCCAUCCACGUUUCGCUUCCGUGAGAAUCUUCUCCAAGUUUUAUCUCCUCUCCUCAACACAUUUCCAUCCUCUCAUUCCAACCUAAAUAUUCAUUGGAAACACACACACACACACCCACACACACGUCAACACGUCAGAACACGAAACAUAAACACAACAGUUGAUUGAAAUCGACGGACGACGACCAAAAUAUUUCUCUUCCUCAUUCCGGUGCUUUUGAUUUGGGGGGAAUUUCUAACACAAUUUGAAACAAAACAAAAAAAUGAAAUAUUGAUAAAAAAUGCAAAAAAGACAAAAAACAAUUAACGCACAGCGCGCGCUAGUCAAGCUAUAAGAAAAACAAAUUUCAAUUCCAACUCUACGACGACUUUGAUGAUUCCAAAAUUCUCAACCAAGACGAAAGUACACUUCUACACACUACUACCAUCACCACAUUGAAAAAUUAUCUAUUUGAGUAAAGAAAAGGCCAACAAUUCUCUCUGCCCUUACGGGGCCCUUUCUACUACAUGAUAAGUAUGGAAAGAGUUAUGAAACUAAAAAAAAACAACCUUGUAUUUACUUCACACCUUGAAAGAAAAAAAAUUACUAUUUCUCCUGUACAAAAUUCGUUGAUUCUAUAUCCAGCUACAAAUCAUUCCUCUUCUUCUUCCUCUUUCUUUCUUUGCCCUUCGUGUCCCUUACGAACGAAUUAUGCAUCCCCCCGUUUUUUCCCAUCGAGUGGCUGCCGCGUAUUUUUUUUUAACAAAUAAGAAAUUUAAAUGUCCACAUUUUUUGAAGAAAAUGAAAAUCCCGAAAAAAAAAUUAAAAAAAAAAGAAAAGAUGUUUUUUUUUGUCCCCCACAUUGGUGCGGCAGCUCGUGUUUAUUUUUUGGUUUGUUUAUUUUUUUUAUGUCUUUGUGUGUCUCCCGUCUCUCUCUCUGCAUCAUUCAUCAUGUCUUAAUGUAUAUUUGCGAGCCUCCUAGGAAAUAUACACACGUAUGUGUCUCGAAAAUUCUA